AAAGUAUCUUGGUGACAAGAGUGCGAAGUUUCCUGGAGCUGCCUGCUGCUGCUCUUCAUGAGAAAUGAAGGGGGGAGGGAAUCCAUCUUCUAGGGCUUUUGUCUUUUCAUUUUCACCCAAAACAAAGCACAGUAGCUCCUCCAAGAAGUUUCCCACCAGGUACUGAUAGUUUAUCUUUUUGACAUUUUUAGCAAGCUGCUGGGCAAACGAGGAACAAAUGACUACAACAGUAAUGAGUUCUGGGUUUGGGUUAGAAGCAGCGUUUUCUCUGGGAUUGUUACUUGGAGUCAGGUGCUGUGGUAUUGAGACUACUAAUAGGGCUGGUUAAAGGCAGAGAGAACCUGUCAGACUUGGGAUAAAAUGCUAGUUUUAUCAUCAGCUCUGUUCUGAUGAUCAAAGAUGAGGUGCACUCGCAGGCCUUUAAAGGUAGCAGUGGUGUUCAGAAGAGCUUAUAAUUAUAAUCUACUGCCUGGAAAACCAAACCUGUAUUUAUUAUUGAUUUAUUAAAAUAUCUAUAUUCCGUAUAUGUGGCAAGGGGACGAAUGCAGCUCAGGAACACAUAUCCUAGUGACUGGUGGGUAUUUUGUGACUUUAUAUUGUUGUGAUUUCUUUUAUUUUAUUGACUGUAUUCUGUACAUGUCUUCUUUUUUUAUUAUUAAUAUGCAGCUUAGCUCCUAGGCGGCCUUUGAGCCAAAAUGUGGUAUGUAAAGAAAACAUACCAUGGCAUUAUACAGGAGUGGCUGGUGGUGCCCAUUGGGAAUGAUGAGACAGAAGGCAACCGUAGGUGAAGCCACAGCCAAUGACAGGUAGAGCUACCACCUGGCUGGUUGUAAGAAAGAAAGCAGGCAAGUAGGGAGAUGCUGGGGUUGGUGGGGGCAGUGCCCCAUUUCCCCUUAUGAACCAGCCCCCAAUGCCAUGAUAUUAAUUGUGUAUGUUUACUUUUGCUCUUUGCAUAAUAUAAUAAAAUUAUAAGUGGAGCAAUUUCCCUGAUUUUCUUCCAGUUCUGUAUUCCUAAGAAAUUGGAUUACUUCUCCCAAGGGAUUUGAAUAUGCUUGUUACUGAAGAAUGGUGGAAUUAUAUUAUGUAGUUUUGAUGUGCUUCGAGCAUCUCAAAGAAAGAACACACCUACAACAUUUUGUAUUGCAAAAAGUGUGUGCAAAUUGCUUGGGAAAUUUACGGAGUUGCCAAUCUUUUUUUCACAUAUGAUGGAGAGUGAAACUAUAUUGGUAAAACAAAAACAAAACAAAAACUUCAGGAUUAUGAAUAAGUGUCUUUUAUGACAGUUAGUCAUUCUUAUGGGUUAUUUAAAAGGCAAUGCAAGAAGAAAACAUGAACCUGUCAGCAACUUAUGAUUGAAAGCCAGAACAUUAUUAGCAAAAUACCCCAUCUAGUUUUUCUGAGUGACUGAGAAAAUUUGGCAGAUAGCCGUAAGGAACAAGUUAACAUGCUUCAGAUAUUUAUGAGGCAGGAGAAUACACUGAUUAUUAGAAUCAAGUUAAAGCAGAAAUGAAUGUACACUAAGCAUUAACUACAAUUUAAUGUACUCUGAAUAAUAUUUAUGAAUUAUAUUGCUGGUGUAUUUUGUUGGUUUUGUUGACACCAGUCUGCCUUGAGAGAAAUUGGAUUGUGCCUCCAGGGGUGAAAUCAAACCACAUGGUCAUUUGAAGAGCGCUCAUGAUACAAUUUUUCUGCCUAACAUAAGCUAUUCUGUCUCUCCAAUGGGACAGUGAUAUGAGUUUUUGAGAACACAGAACCUGUGGAAAUGAACUGAAGUACAGCCUUUCUCCCUGAAAAUGCAAACAAGCAUGCUAAUAGAAGCCCCAUGAAGCAAUUUGCAUGCAUUUAUUGGGAAGAGUGGUGCCAAUUCUUUAAAAAGAGCUACCAUGUGGAAAAUCCAAAGCACAUUAAGUCUUAUUGAGAGGGUAUUAAAUAAUCUUUUGGAAUAUAGCUAAGCCCAAGGGAGAAACUUCACGCCAGUAUCAUAGUUCAUUUCUGUAUGGAUAAACAAGGAACCUGGGUAGACAUAUCUAAUAGUACUAAAGGGCAUUUUUGAUUCUCUACUCAAUCCCAUGCAGCCAUUAUCGUACAUACUCAUUCAAAUACUGUUUUGUAAGUUAAAGAUUACUGUAGCACUAUUUUUUACUAAUACAGGUUUCCAAGUUCUGUCAUGAGUCAUGGAAAUGGAAUGUUGACCUCAAGGCAUCACCGGGGAAACAGCAAUGCUGGUUCUAAGCAUCUUUCAGAGUUGAACAACAGUCAAAUCGCCUAAGCAAAAAGCUGCUGAGCACCUACUGUUAAGUGAAGAGAGUUAUACCAUCUUAAGUCUCAGGUAAUCCAUUUAAGGUGUUUUCUGCUUCUUGGAAUCUUUGUGAUAUUUGUAAUCAUGCUAUUUAAUUAAUUUUAGGUUCUGUUGUGUUCAUUAGUUUAGGUUUCUUCCAUAAAUAUCAUUCAGAUAUAACUGAAUUAUGUUUUUGUUCUCUAUCAUCAAAUCUUUUUAUGUAUCACUACUAGGAAUAGUACCUAAUAAAGAACAGAAUAUCUGAUAAUAGAAAUAUUAGCAGUUAUUAAUUACAGUAUGCUAGGCACUGCAGUUGGGUUUAGAACAUAGUCAAGAAAACUUGCUAUUUUAGGCUGUGAUCCAAACCCCUGGUCAACAGUGGUGGGGUUUGACAGAGCAAUAUAUUUUACUUUAACAUAAUAUGAUACAAGUAUAUCAGUUAAAGUGCCAUAGGAGCACUUGAUUUUUCUUAACCAAAGUAGAAUAUCCAAAGGUGUCUGGGAGAUAGGAUUCCUGAUUAUUAUCUUUAAGUGAGGAGGAUGGGAAAGAGAGAGCUAGCUAUGGGGGACAAAUUUCUGCACUAAGGGAGCUGGCAUAGGACAGCCCCAGUCUCCUUCUGACAUUAGAUAUGAUGGCAGAAUUCAGAAAAGGCUUUGCUGAGGGUAGUGGAUUUUAUGGAGGGACAAGAAGCGUCGCUUAAUUGGAUACAACGCAAAGGGAUUACCCCAACCAUAGGUAACAGCAUGGAAGUAUGUGAAAGGGACCUACAAAGCUUCAUAAACCAAGUGAGCUAAUGUGGAGUGGAAAGAACAAAGGGGGAUAAGGGGAGGUGUACACAGAGAUAUAUUCAGGGGCGGAGAGCUUUAAAUGUGAAGAGGGAGCACUUAGGGUUGAUCUUGAAAGCCAGGAGCUGGUAUAGAGAUCAUAGCUGUGUGAGUGGUAUGAUCAUAGCAGCAGGAGGAAAAAGCUGCUUUUAGUAGAAGCAUUCUGAAUUACGGUAAUGAAUUAACUAUUACUUCAGUACUGCAUCACCGAGCAAAAUUGCACUGGGGGAGGGGGGAGAGAAAAAGCCAUUUCAUAGGACAGUUUAGUGCUGCACAAGAAUUUUCCCUCUGGGAAAAUAGGAACCUGCCAGACUAUUAUUUCAUCUCUCCAGUUCUGCCUACUCAAAACGAUAUUGGCUCUCCAGACUAGUCUGAGGUGGGGGUUUUCCUCAUCACCUGCAACCUGACUCUUUGAACCGGACAUAGAAUCAUAGUUGGAUGGGACUCCAAGGGUCAUCUAGUUCAACCCCCUGCAAUGCAGAAAUCUCAACUAAAGCAUCCGUGGCAGGUGGUUAUCCAAGCUCUGCUUAAAAACUUCCAAGGAAGGAGAGUCCACCACCUCCCGAGGAAGACCUUUCCACUGAGAACAGCUCUGUCAGAAAGUUCUUCCUGAUGUUUAGUCGGAAUUUCCUUUCUUGUAACUUGAAACCAUUGUUUCAAGUCCUACCUUCCAGGGAUUGAAUUCAGGACCUUAUACAUGUAAACAAAGGCGUAGGAAGGUCAGGUGGUACCUGGUGCGGAAAAUUUCUUGUCACACGCCCCCCACAUUUAUUUUUUGUCUGCAAAAAAUGGUUUUACGUUAUUUCAUAUUUUCUUACAAAGGAAUGUGGAUUUUGGGCCUCUGAUAACAAGUAGGCGACUAUGGACAGAUACUUAAAUCUACAGGAUGGAUUGUGUUUUGGCUUGUGUUAUUUUAUUUAUAUUUAUUGUUUAUUUAAUAAAAUUUAUUUUAAAAAACUUGCAAAGUGGUUUGCCAAAACAAAAAAACAAAAAAACCCACAGCAGUAAAAUGAAGAAAAAUUAACUAUCCUACUUUAAAACAUACAAAAGCUAAAAUAUUAAGAUUAAAAUUACUUCAACUUUCUAAGCAUCUAGGUAAGCUUGCCUAAAGAAGAAUGCUUUUAGCAGGUGCCCAAAAAGAGUCUAGCAAAGGCAAGUGCUUUGUUGCAAUAGGCAGGGAGUUCCAAAGUGCAGGUUCCUAAUAUAUUUUUAUUAGCUAUGUUUUGUACAGGGGAAUCUAUUAUCACAUGCCACAUUCAGACAGAAUGGGAGCGAAUAGAAACACCGGAAGCUGUAUGAUGCUGAGCCAGACCAACUGGUCCAGCUACCUCAGUAUCAUCUUUCUACAUUGAGUGGAAGCAUCUCUCCAGGAUUUCAGACAAGGAUAUCAGGAUAUCAGACAAGGAUAUCUCCCAACCCUACCUAGAGAUGCUGAAGUCUGAGCCAGGGACCUCCUUCUGCAUGCAAAGCAGAUGCUCUACUACUUGGUCAUCCCUCAGACGCUUGGGUGACAUGGCCUGUGGGUGGAUAAGUCCCAUAGGACAGGGAAGGCAGAUGUGACCUAGCUGUUUACACUUGUUCAUUUUCCAUGGUCUCUGGCAUUCUGUCUAUUGUAUUUUUGCCAACAUUCCCAUGGUUGUUUCUUAAUUUGUCAUGCCUGAUGGGGUAAUUUUGUUUGAUGUCAGUUCGUUACAAUUUUGCAUACUAAUUACCUUUAAACUUAAACAAAUAGAGAUUGCAAUGCAUUCUCUCCUCUUACUGGAUGAGUUACGCAUUUUCUCUCUCAUUAAGCAGAGGCUGUUAGAUCACGAAUUUCAAAAACUUUAUCGCACUUAGUGAAGUGUAGGUGAUAACAGCAAGAACCUUUAUUGAACCACAGAGCUGAACAACAGGGACAAAGCAACUGCUUAUAUACAUUUCUGAAGGCCUGGGCCACUGCUACCCCCAACGUGAUUGGCUGUCUAAACUUCCAAGCUGCGAAUCGUGACUCAGAGUUUAAGGGCCAAUGGCCGAGGCCCAAAUCCUGAAAUGUUCUGUGAUUGGAUAUCAUGUAUUGAAUCAGAACACAGGAACUCAGAAUUCUUAGUCCAUACUCAAGCUCAGGCAAACACAGACCACUGAAUACAUAACACUAAGCCCCUCUGAAUGCUCAUCUGCUUACUUAGGUUUGUGCCCAACUAUUUUUAUAAUUUAGAUACCCCUUUGUAUCAUAGAGUUUUUAUGUUAGCCCAUUCAAAUGUAUUCCUCUCAUUUGUACUGUCUGGAAGGUUCCAAAAAAUACCCUUCCAGAAUUGUUAUGUACUGAAGUUCUCACCCUGGGCCAGCAGGGGGAAACUGUAGAUAGUUUUCACUCAGGCCCACAUAUGCAAAUAAGGGAUUGAAAGUGACGUUCAGUGAUUGGAUAGUUACAGAAAGUGGUUACUGCUGCGUUGUAGUGGAGCUCUAUAUAAGCAGGCUGGCUGAACCCUUCAGCUCAGUUCUGUUCUGGCCUGUGAAUAAACAAGAGCUGUUUGAAGAAUCGCUGUGUCGUCUGAUAUGUUCACCUACAGCUUAACAAGAAUAGACUUUGCUCUUGUGGUACGAAUACACAAGAUACAAUACACCAUAUAAUUAUGGACUACCGUCUCUUCAACAUGCUUCGGAGAAACCUGCUGGCGACUCCUUUAAAGCUUAAAGUAUCUACUUGCAAAGAAUUUGUCAUCCAAUGUCUGUUGAGGGGUGAUAUUCCCAAACUAUUGAGAUUAUGUCAGGAUAAUUAGCCGAGAUUUUUUAAAGUCAAAUUUUAAACUACUUAACAGUUAUUUAAUGGUGGCUAUUGAGUAUUUUGUUUUCAAUGUGUCUGGAUUACCAAUGUUUUAUGGAUUUCCCCCCCUCUUUUAUGAUUUUAUUAUCUAAAUUAUGCCAAUACUGUAAAGGCAGAAUGAAUAACUGAGUGUAUCUCCAUAUAUGAAAGCAAACUCUAUUUAUGUGGACAUUAGAUUAACUGACACUGUUGACAUUUCUGCAAGCUAUUUAGUAAAUGGAGGUUAUAUUGCCCUAUAAGUGGGCUGUAGUUGGUUUGAUUAGUUCAUCUGAAGCUCAUGAUUAAUAAUGUUUUCUUGCCCUUGUAAAGGUCUUACAGAUACUACUUCAAAUAAAGAUGUCAACAGAGAACACAACUGAGCCGAUUAAAUACCUUGACAAGUAAGUUAGUCAUCUAGGAUUUCCAUCAUUUAAGAUACCAUUCAUUUGACAUAAAUUGUUAAGGCAAACAAGACUUUGUGAUGAUGUUCAUCAUUACUAAAGAAUGUGACAUUGCUAAGAGCUGUUGACAACAUUCAAUAUGCAAAGUCUGUCUUUUGUUCAUAUUGCAGAUAUUUUCCUUAACUUUGUCAGUGUUUUAACUAGUUGAUGUACACAUUCUUUAUAGACAAUUAUUUAUAUCCCACUUUUCAGAAUGGGUCACUUGAAAAGCAAACAAACAAAAGUUCCAUAAAUCUCUGCAGGUUCUGAUACUCUUUUGGCAAUGUGAGAUACCAUAGUAGAAAUAAAAAGCGUUUUUUAAAGUAUAGUAUAGCUGAACUAAAAUUUGAAUUUUUGAAGUCAAAAAAAACCCUCUUUGCAGGUUUUAAGAACAACCUUGAAGCAUUCAUGAUGGCACAGCUAGAAAUUAAUCAUAGCCUAGUUCCUGAUAAAAAGUAGUGAAAGCCAGAGAAAAACAAGCUGAGCUGAGCUAAAGGUACAAACCUCACACAUUUCCACAGGCUGCUGUUUCUCAGGAAGCAAGGUCAUUGCAGUAGGUUAUCAUUUACAUUCUUCUCAGAUACAAAUUUCACAAGGUCAACAAGCAUAAAUAAUUUAUCCGUGUUUCAUGUAUGGGUUCCUGCAACCAGUCACUCUGACACCUGCUGUCACAUUUCUCAUAAGAAAUAUAAUUAGUACAGACACAGGUAGUAAGAGUAACCAGCAUUUUCCAAAGGAAUGAAGUAUUAGCUAGUUUGGCUAUGUUUGGGUUCACUGUGUUUAUACGAUACAAGGAUCUGAUUUGGUUUCUAUCUGUGAAAGACAGAUCCCCUUUGCCCGUGUUGGAGGAGACUCAGCUGCAUUUAUUUACUUCAGCUCUGGGAGGAAAGCAGUGCUGGAAAAGAGAUAUUCAACUAUUUGGCAGAAUUUCAGUGCUCUGGAAAUCAUGUCCUUGAGCCCAUGGAAUCUGCUGGGAAUGAAGCAGUUAGGUGCAUGUUGUAAGGCUCAUGACAUGGACAUUUCUAAGUCCAAAUUAUUUCUUGUUUAUAUUUGUUGCCUCUAAUGUUGUUGGCAUCCGUCUGUCUCGAGAGACAAUGGGGGUGAAUUCAAACUUAUUUUCAUUCCACUUUUCAGAUUUGAGCCUCAAACCAGCUGGGGAUCUGUUGCUCACUUUUGCCAAAAGAGGACAUAGCUGUAUUGCAGGUUGCCUCUUCGAUGUGGUCCCACCUUACUCUGGCACUGUCUCUAGGGUAGUUCAAUUGUGCUUGUUUGACGGAAUCAGUGUUUACAAAGUUUAGGCAUUACUGUCCUGGCAGUGUUGUUUCAAGGCUCUGCACUUCCUGCUUUGUGCUAUGGGUUCUCGUUGGCUGGAGAAGGAUCUUUCUCACCACCAGGGAGUGAUCUGUAUUACAGUCAGCUCUAAAGGUAAAAGGUUAAGGACCUCUGGACGGUUAAGUCCAGUCAAAGGCGACUAUGGGGUUGCGGCACUCAUCUCGCUUUGAGGCUGAGGGAGCCGGCGUUUGUUCACAGACAGCUUUCCGGGUCAUGUGGCCAGCAUGACUAAACUGCUUCUGGCACAACCGAACGCCAUGAUGGAAACCAGAGUGCAUGGAAACACCAUUUACCUUCCCGCUGCAGCGGUACCUAUUUAUCUACUUGCACUGGUGUGCUUUCAAACUCCUAGGUUAGCAGGAGCUGGGAUUUAAACUGCCGACCUUCUGAUCAGCAAGCCCAAGAGGCUCAGUGGUUUAGACCACAGCGUCACCCACAUGCCAUGUGACCUGACACAGUUCAAUUUGUCUGUUCUCAUUCAUGCUGCCAAUACCAAAGUGGCCUGUGCAGUUGUCCCAUGUGUGAUGACAACCCACAACUCUGGCAUUGAAAUCUCCCAGCAGGAAUAGGUGUUUGCAGGCUGGGACUAUCCAGACAGUCUGGUCUAGUUCCCCCUAGAACUGAUUUUUGAUCUGUAUGUCAGAGCACAUGGUGGGAGUGUAAAUGCUCAAGAUGUUAACCACACUAGAGGUGGUUGAGAGACAGAAAGAGAGCAAGCAUUCUGAGCCCUUAAUCGGUGGUUCUAUCACAGACAGAAUGUUGAGCGUUUUCUGCUCAGGGUCAAUGAUGGCUGUCUUCCAUGAGUCAUUAACCUGCACCAGGUCGGUUGGACAAGCCGGGAUACAUGGUCCUGACAUUCCAGCUUGCUAGGCCCAAGAUAGUUUCUUUCUUUACUCUGUUGCCUGGUGCAGUGGUUCAGUUAAGUUAUACUCUAAACUACACAUACCCAUUGAAGCAGGUGGACAGUGGCGAGUCAGCACUAUAUUGACCGGGGUCUGCCUGGCUUAAGAUGGGCAGUAGCUGACCAGUGAGACACAAUGAUCUCUCUCCCACUGACAAAGGCAACCUGUAGCGCUGGUACCUUAUGCCUGUCUGGUUGAGCUUAUAACUUGUAGCUGCUGCCUCCCACAUUGUUUUUGCUGCAUUAGCAGCACUGAAGCGACCUCUCCAGGGAGCAAGCCUGGGCAGUGUAUAUGGAAGUCCUGGGCUGCCCAGACGACAAGACCCCUUCUAGGCCUCUCUGACGUAAUCCAAAAGAAAACAAAAUAGUACAUUUUACACCAACUUAGCUGCAGGAGUUGCUGGAAGGAGGCACAAAAGAUGCCAUCCAACCGCCUUAGGGACUCCACUCUGGAACUGUGUAGGGUUUACUCCUCUGUCUUUCCUUUUCCCAAAGAUGUCCUGAAUGGCAGCAGAUAGAGAUUAUUUCUCAGUGGUUACUCCCAAAGCCUUUCUCACAAAUGAGUAUAGGCAAAAGGCAGUGGAAGUUUAAGGCCAGACUUUUCCUCCUGGGUGGGCUACCUUCCCAGGUUAGCAAACCCCAUCUGCCCCUCAUUUCCCUCUACAGCACGUGCAGAUGCACUAUUGAUCAUGUCCGCUCCAUCCACUGGAGUGUCUCUUCACAUGCAGGGGGUAACAAGUCCCUAACACUGAGCGUUUAAACCCAUCAGCUGCCCACACCUGGUUUAGCUGACCAGUAAUAAUAAUUUCCCAGGAUGUGGAUGCUAUCACAUGCUGACAGCUUCUAGGAGCCACAGGUGACAGCUGAAUGUAGAGUGGGGACCAAAGGUGUAUGGGGUGUCAGGGGAGGGGCAGUGCCUCUGGUGGGGAGCAUGUCAUGCUUCUUCUGGGGUAGUUUGACCAUCUUUGGCCCCCCUCUGCACUCAGCUCUUGCCUCUAACAAAUGUGGGUGUAAAUAAUUUGUCUUAUGGCAACUGGGACAUGCUCUGAUGAAACUGCUAGAGCCAUUCAUUCUUCAGCCAUUAAGAUUUUGGAGCUGGAGCCAGAGAUGGAUACUCUAUUCCAUAUGGACUGAUCCCCUGAAAAAUUAAUGUGAUUUGGCACUGCUACUCUCAAUUUGAAGUCACGCCAGCAGACCGACUCUGCAUUUUUAUUACAGCUCCUAGCAUUAAUUGUUUCAGCUCAAGAUCUGGACAUAACACAAAUGUCAUGGAUGUUUUAUAACACAAAAUUCUGCUGUCAAAGUAUCAAGCCCAGGUGAUCUAAAAUUUGUAACACUACUUGCUGGAAUGGCUUUUUAAAAAUGCAUUUUUUUGGUAGACAUUUUCAAAAUAGUUUUCUAUUCUAAUUUUCAAGUAUUUUCUUUAAGAAAUUUCUAAUACCUCUUGUUUUUAAUUGUUAAAUAAUAAAUUCAAAGUUAGGGUUUGAUCUUUCCAGCACCAGUGUGUAGCCCUCCCUUUUAAGGGUAUCCUUUGCUAGAGGCAAGAUAAGAUAUGCCAGUCCUUGUCCCAAAAUCUGCUGGACAACUCCUACCAGCAACGAGACCACUUUCUAUUUGUGAUCUGUCUUUGCCCACAAUUUGCCAGGUUAGUUUAUGAAGCCAGAAAGCAAGAGAGGCUGACUGUGUGUCAAUUCUAUUCUGAUAGUUGGCAAUGUCAGGGGACUCCACACAUGUAACUCCCAGGAGGUACAUGAGGAAACGUUAUAAGCUUAGUGGUAGAGCGUCUCUUUCGUAUGCAGGUGAGUCCCAGGUUCAAUCCCUGGCAUCUCCAGGAAGGAUUGGGAGACAUCACUGUCUGAAAUCCUGGAAAGGCACUGACAGUCCAUGUAGACAAAACUAAGGGCAAAUCUACAAUGGUCAGUUAAAACAUUUAAAAUGUGUUAUAAAAAUGUGACACCAGAGGCUGCUGUAGAGCAGUGAUCCGUCAUCAAUAGAAAAUUGCAUUGACAGCUUUCUUACGUUUUUAUUUUUCACAGCAUUUUUACAAUUGAUGUAGAUCCAACCUAAGCUAACAUGAACACUGGCAAUGCUCUGACUUCAAUUGAGGCAGCUUCCUAUAUUCCUAUGAUGAUGGCAGGCCAAAGUGGAGGGUGGGUGUCUUCAAAGUACCGUAUUUUCCCAUGUAUAACACGCCCCCAUUUAUAACACCCCCCCCUAUUUUGGGGGACUCAAAUUUAAGAAAAUGGGGGGAGAUUGCCAGAAGUUGUUGAGCUUUUUUGGGAAGGAUUGCCCAGGGUUCUUGAGCUUUUUUCAAGGGAAAUGCUGAAAAUCACUAACCCAACUGACAAACACUGACAAUUGCUCGCGUCGCUGAAGCCUACAUGCGCCUGCCCACUCACCAACAUCAGAUGGCAAUCGCAACUCCUAUUGCCAAAGCGGCAGCCAAUCAACAGCAGCCCUUGCCACAGUAACCAAUCACCCACCCAAUUACCACAGCAGGAGCCAAUCCAAAGCAGCACUUGACGCAGCCCCCAAUCACCCAAAAAAUCACCACUUACAAGCUCCUGCUCGCGGCUGCAACCAAUCACCCAUCCCCCCCAUGCACUAUCCGUAUAUAAGAUACCCCCCCCUUUUUGACAUUAUUUUUGAGUAAAAAAACCUCAUCUUAUACAUGGAAAAGUACAGUAAUUUAUAUUAUGUCUCUAUCAUGGUGAAGAUACCUUGUAAAUGAAUGUGUUUAGUGCAGUAUGUAAGGAAAUAAAAACACAUUUGGUUCCUAUACUCUGUAAAAGGUAAAGGGUAAAGGGACCCCUGACCGUUAGGUCCAGUCGUGGAUGACUCUGGGGUUGACAUAUUUCAAAAAGUAAAAGCCAGGACACCCCAAUUUUUUUUAUUUUAUUUUUACAAAAAUGCCAAAAAAGCCAACAACGCCUAAGAUCCAGGGCAAAGCGCCGCCUUUCUAAAAUUCCCCCCAGACGUCAAUUCUGCCUUUGAAAUCCCAGUAAUGUCCGGGGAAAAUGUCUGGACAUAUGGCAGCCCUAGUUUAGGCAAGUCUAUCCAAACAUGAAGAGGUUACGUGUGUUUUAAUAUGUUUUCAGCUUAUUGUUGAUUUAAGUUUCUGAAUGAUUUCAAAUGUGUUUUUUAACUAUGUUCUUUAAAAUUUUUAUGUUUCAUUUUAUUUUACUGUAAACUGCUUAUUUAGAUUCAAGCAAAUUUUGUUUAAGAGAUAGGUAUGAAGUGAGGGGGGCGCGAGAGGAGGGGAUUACAACAACCUGAAUACACUUUACCUUUCUUAUUUUACACUGCUGUCAUAGCUGGGCAUUCUAAUAUAUGUCUUACCUUUAACUCCAUAACCUUUUAACUCAUUCAGUUUCUUGUUGGACAGGAGUCAGAGCCAGCCUUUCCUGCCUACGAUUCCGCAUGUUUCUGGAAGCAGAGUGCAUUCCCUUGAAGACCGGCUGUCCAACCAGGAGAGGACCACAGCUGUCCUCCUGGAUCAGGCCUUUCGGAUCAAAGAUGGCCUCGUUUCUUACCUUCAUGGAAAUAAAGGCGUUCAGCAAGGGGAGACAGCAGCACGCCAGCUCCUGGAGAACCACAUACAGACGAUCACAAGCAUAGUUAAAAAGCUGAGCCACGACAUAGAGGUACCACCACCGCAGUCGUGUUUGGCAUUGCCGACAAUUUGUUAAAGCUCUGGUUUAUUCAGUAGCUAUGUUGUGUUCAGCUCCAGAUGGGUUUACUUAAGAUUAAGUUACUUAUAAAAUAUGCAUAUCUUUGUUCUCCCCAGGAGGCAGCAAGUCUAGCCAGCUAGCUGCCAACAUCUGCUUUUUGCACCGACUCCUGAAUGCAAAUUACCUGGGAGCGAUGAUCACCGUUAGGACAGGGGAAGCCUCAAAGGACAGAUUCUGACUUGUUGCUCAGAUACAUCUCUUACCCCCAAACUAGGGAAAAGAGGGAUUUGGGUAGAAGAACUUUGAUUCCCAUUCCCCCAUAACUCAUUGCAGAACUUGGCUGUUGCUUAUAUAUUCAGAAAGGGCACAUGCAGGCUUUAAGAUCUAUGUACAGUCGUGCCUUGGUUCUCGAACAGAAUCCAUUCUGGAAGUCUAUUCGACUUCCGAAAACAUUUGAAAACCAAGGUGUGGCUUCUGAUUGGCUGCAGGAGCUUCCUGCACUCAAUCGGAAGCCUCGGAAGCCGUGUCGGACAUUCGGCUUCCAAAAACAUUUGCAAACCAGGACACUCACUUCUGGGUUUGCGGCAUUCGGGAGCCAAAGCAUUCGAGUGGCCAAGGUACGUAUGUACUAGAAUCAUAGAAUCAUAGAAUCAUAGAAUCAUAGAGUUGGAAGAGACCACAAGGGCCAUCGAGUCCAACCCCCUGCCAAGCAGGAAACACCAUCAGAGCACUCCUGACAUAUGGUUGUCAAGCCUCUGCUUAAAGACCUCCAAAGAAGGAGACUCCACCACACUCCUUGGCAGCAAAUUCCACUGUCAAACAGCUCUUACUGUCAGGAGGUUCUUCCUAAUGUUUAGGUGGAAUCUUCUUUCUUGUAGUUUGGAUCCAUUGCUCCGUGUCCGCUUCUCUGGAGCAGCAGAAAACAACCUUUCUCCCUCCUCUAUGUGACAUCCUUUUAUAUAUUUGAACAUGGCUAUCAUAUCACCCCUUAACCUCCUCUUCUCCAGGCUAAACAUGCCCAGCUCUCUUAGCCGUUCCUCAUAAGGCAUCGUUUCCAGGCCUUUGACCAUUUUGGUUGCCCUCCUCUGGACACGUUCCAGUUUGUCAAUGUCCUUCUUGAACUGUGGUGCCCAGAACUGGACACAGUACUCCAGGUGAGGUCUGACCAGAGCAGAAUACAGUGGCACUAUUACUUCCAUACAGUGGCACUAUUACUUUGAAGUUUAUCUUCAAAGGCAUUUUCAGCUGAGUAUCCAGAAAGGUAAUUUUGACUCUUUUCUUUGCACUUUGGCCCCUCAUCAUUUUGAUUCUUUCUCCAUGCUUAAGUGAUAGGUGAUGAUUCUCCAAAGCACCUUGACCAGAGCUUUCCAAACUUUUCAUGUUGGUGACACACUUUUCAGACAUGCAUCAUUUCGUGUGACACAGUAAUUCAGUAUUACUAGCAAACCAGAGGUUAAACUAACCCCUUUUAAGCCCCGGGAGGAGCACUGGGAGAGUUUACGCGACCCACCUACACACUGCAGCCAACACACUAACAUGUUGUGACACAGUUUGGAAAGCUCUGACUUAGACUCUAGCCUUCCUGAAACAUUUUAGGGCCCUUGUGUCUUUGCCCCAUAACAAUAAUCCAGGAAGCAUUCCCUGGUACAGCUCAAACACUAGAGAAACCCCAACAAGACACCCCCAUCCCCAGAGCUUAAAAAUUUAGAACUACGAGGUGGCAGAAUUAUGGACUAUAGCCUUUCAAAUUGCAGGUGGGGAAUGUUUCUCCAUACUCUAUUGAUGAAAAAGGCUCCCUACUAUAUGUUUCUGGACCUACCUCAAGUUUUUUUUAGGAUUCUACAGCCAGCUUCCCCCAUACCUUAUGUUUUGCUUACAGAUUAUUGUGGCUUUCUCUUCUUCCAUGCAUGAAACUGGGUGUUAAUUGGGGGUCAGGUAGUUGCAAUCCCCCACAACACCCUCUUGAGUCGAGACAUUUAUUUUACCCACACACAAACUUAGCAUCUAAAAAACCGUCAUAAUAAUGAAAUACUUCCUGGCACAAAGGUUGUUUUUAAUUAGCCUCUUUUGCACUGGAAGAAGAGACUGCCAUAAUAACCAUGAAUUUGGAUCCUGGCAGAGUUGGCCACCAGGGAGACUGUAAGCUAACAACCCUAUUCUCAGAGUCAUAGCAACUAUACUGAUGGAAGCAUUAAUGAUAUUCCACAUGAGGAGGUAAAUCCACGAUGGAUUUCUUUGGUUUGUCCUGUUACUUGCUAAGCAAUCAGCACUUCCAUGUUAUAUAAAAUAACAAAACCAUUAGGAGGACAGACACAUUCUAAUAGAGUAUUUCAAAUUAUGGGGAGAGUCGGCAUAAUUAAAAAUGUUUUAAAAGAGUACUUAAACAUUGUUGUUUCAGUUAUAUUCAUGAAAUAAUAAUGAAUCACUUAGAACAAAGUUAAAGGCAGGCAAGGAGAGAAUGUUCUCUAUUCCCACACUCUCAUGAAUUCUCAGAAUUAACAGCUUUAUAGUGGAGUGAGACAGCUGGAAAAAAAAUCACAUCUGGCAACCAGUGUUUCCCUUUGGUUUCAGAUAGUACAUAGGUAAAGGUACCCCUGCCCGUACAGGCCAGUCGUGCCCGACUCUAGGGUUGUGCGCCCAUCUCACUUAAGAGGCCGGGAGCCAGCGCUGUCCGGAGACACUUCUGGGUCACACGGCCCUCUAGCAGCUAUAGUGGCUCAUUUAUCAGAAGUAAUGUAUUUUGCAUUAACUCUGGAAGUUUUUACUAGCUUCUGACCAAACUAAGCCUCCUAGAGCAAAAUAAACACCAGGUUUACCCCCCCCCAAAAAAAUCAUGGAACCAUAGAAUUACACAAUUGGAAGGUAUCCCCAAAGGUCAUCUAGCCCAACCCCCUGCAAAUAUGACCAUAAAACCUUCAUCCCAGCCUUAUUUGAUUUAACAGCAUCAAACAUGAAAGAAAAUACAAUACUCAGAGUGUACUUCCUGUUUCAGAGAGAGAAACACCCCUCUCACUGUAUAUAGCUCUCAUGAUUCACACCGUCACUGAAGAAAAUAAAUAAAAUGUCUCAUCUGGGCCCGAGUGUUACAUAUAAUCGAGUGCCAGAAGUAUCAGCCACAUUAACAAAUGUACUGUGUGAACAAUACAGGGGGAAACAUUGUGUCCCGGGCUUUUCAGGCUUGUCUACCCAUGUACUAUCUGGAACCAAAGUGGCACAUCGAUGGCCAGGUGUGAAAUAUUAUGGCAUUAUUUUCAGCUCUCCCACCCCACUAUUAGCAUUUAGUCCUUAGGUGGCGAACUUGUGGCACAGACAGCACCAACAACACAGUUUUGUGAUAUUCUUAGGCAGCCUGCAGCCUGGCUAUGCAUGCCUUCCCUGUUGAUAGCAAUAUAUUUCUUAAAAUUAAGUUUCUGGGCAGCUCUAGAGGCACCCACUAUGGUCCAAUUAAGACAUAACAGAAGCCAUGGUUUCCUGCUAUCUGAAUGAACUGUGGUGAGCCUUGUACUCACAUGCUCCCCCUCCCCUUUCACCUUUCAUUGCCAUGAGAAUGGAAAUAAUGGUUUGUCUAAAGCUGAUUUGUUAAAAGAAGCCAGGAUAAAUUUCAGAGCCUGGGUUGUUCAACCCUAAUUCAUAUAGUGUGGAAUGAUGAUUUCACCUUACAUCUGAACCAGACCAAAUGUCUUGCCAUUAGGGAGAUGGGUGUGAGUAAUGUAGUGUGGUUUCAAGGAACUUUUGUCCUAGGUUUGGCCUUCCUGCUUUCAGGUUACACACGGCCUCCCUUUGGACCACAGCAAAGUCCCCAUUUCCACAGUACAAACUGCUCUACACUUUCAUUAUUCAGCUGCCACUAUGCUGUCAGACCUAGUUUAUUCAUCCAUUGGAUUGUUUGGUUUGGAGACCAGUUCACUUGCCAGGGAAAAUACAAAUAAUGUGAUUAGGGCCUUAGGAACCUUCCCCAUAUCUCAAGAUUCUAUAUUGAAUGUCGGCAAUAUGGAUGAAAAUUGUAUACACAAACACAGGCAGAUAUUGGAAGCUUCGACAGUGUGGGACCGUCAACUUCCAAAGGUACCACCAGGUCUGAGGAAUGUGAUAAUCUCUAAGGUAAAGGAAUUGCCUUAGCCCAUUAAAAAAUGUAAACCAGUGCAGACUCAGCUGCUCUUUAGCUUCCAAUGUAAGGCCCCCUAUUUUAAGUAAUAACAGCAGUUUGGGUGUUUGUAUAACACGUGUUUUUAUGUUGUGAACCACCACCCUGCGAUCUUCAGAUGAUAGGUGGUAUACAAAUUUAAUAAAUAAUAAUAAAAGCAACAACAAUAAUUUGUAUAAAACACGCUUUGGUACAGUCCUUUACAUUUCUGCUUAAAUUAUAGGUUCUGGAGAGGCAAAUAAAAUCAAGAGAUGAUGCAACAUCAGGAACUAACUUUGCUAUGCAGAGUCUAGACCAUAAACACUUGCAGGGAGUUGGAGAUCUACGUGGAAGAGUAGCUAGGUAAGUUUGACAUACUUUAGUAAGGGAAACCUACCUCAACAAUAUUUGAACCUUGGCUCACAUUUACAACAUCCUGGGCUGGGGACCCAAAUACCUGAAGGAGCACCACUAGUUUUAUCAUCAUACCUGCGCCUUCAGAUUUUGGGAAGAGGCCCUUCUCUGUGUUCUACUGUGGGGGCAGAUGCAUUGUGUGGCGACACAAGAAAGAGCUUUCUCCAUACAAACACCCUGACCCUAAAACUGCGUGUCCUUAAACAAAGCACAUUACAAUAACAAAACUACGUGUUACAUUAAAUGUGUGGUUUGCCACCUUCUCUCUAUGUGUGGUGGUGGAUAGAGGCUGAUCCAAAUCAGAAUUGGUGCUGGUGGCAUAGGGAGUUACAUUACACCAGCACCAUGGACCUGAUGAAAAUUGCUCCUCUCAGCACCGUUUGCUCUGAACAGGAAGCUGCUACUUGCCCAAAAGAACCUUCUCCCCUGGGUCAAAUAGCUUCGGCAUGCAGUGGCAAUGAUCAGUAUCACAGUAUCUGGGGGAAGUGAAACAUGUAGGCCACUGCUGGCGGCUUCUUUUUUUAAGGGGGGGAACACAAGUGAUUUAAUGUAUCAUGUAGUUUUGAAGUUUUCAAAACCUUGGUUUUAUAAUUGAAGACUCCCAUUUGUAGAACGCUGAACUGGUGCCUCUUAAGUUCAAAGCUGGAGGAAGUGUUCUGUACAUGUUGUUGCACAUCACCCCAGUUUCUGAGCAGUGAGAAAUUCCAGGCAUUCCAGGAUCUUACCCAGGGCUCGUGUUUCCUUUUGGAAGUGGCACACAGCCAAGACUGUGGAGUCUUCAUGAUAUAUGGUUUAUUUACACACAUAUACCACCUGAGCCUCUGAUGGAGGGGUUCACAGCAUGAACACCCAAAAACCAUCUUGUUCUCCCACAGCUACAGCCUUGGAUUCAAACAGAAAUCAAACAUUGCUCUGACUCUCCAGCUUGCUGCUUUACUUCUAGGUCACGUCACAGCCAAACUCUACUCCAGACUCCGGCACUAUCUUCUAACUAACUGUGAUCUGGGGGAGGGGCCCCACCCAUUUGCUGCCUCACACAGAGUUCCGUUCCUUUGUUCCCUUUAAUGGCCCAUCACCCAUGCUAUCACUUCAACACAGGAAGUUGGCCUGGCUUAUAUUUUAACAUUUGAUGGAUGCAGAAGGAUCUCACACAGAGCCUAUUUCCUCCACCCCAAACUUAAAAUACUAUGUUAAAUUUUGGUAUAAAUAUUGCCUCAUUAAUUAAACUCACGCAGUGAGAGGAUUGAUAAAAAUAGAAUUCUUAGCAUGAGAAGAAACAAGAAACAGGGAUGUGGGGUAAGUUACAAUGGUGCUGCUUUGCAGGUGGUUACUGGGUUUUAAAUAGACUGGAAUUGGAAAGAGGCUUUUGGACAGAAACUACAGGAAUUGCACUUUCAAGCUUUUAUCCAUGGAUCACAGAAGCUGUCUUGAUUUCACAAACUCCUUCGUCACAAGAGUAAAAAAAAAAAGAAAUUAUUUAUUGGCCUUGGAAUGGUAUUGGUGGGUCAGCUUUGUGUAGAUCAACUACACAAAUAUUAAGCAACAUAGGAAAAUGUGUGGUCGAUGAAACUGAAUUACCAUUCAAUACUUUUGCACAGAUAUCCCAUCUGCCACGAGAUCACCCCUUUUGGAGUAGUUAUUGAACUUGGCCUGCGUAUUUAAUAGUGUCUCAAAGAGUGUGCAUUAUAUUUUGGCCUUAAGGUUGGCACUGAAACACCGUAUUAGGAACUGCAGGGGAUAAACAAUUUAAUAUGUGACACUUUCCUAUAUAAUUAACAGAGCAAGUAGUGAUCUAAAUAAUUAGUGUUAGUUCCCUGGGUUAUUUUAUUAAAGUAAGGCCAAUUUAUUCCACCUUUUUUGUGAGAGUGAGAUGAGCGAGCACAAAUCUCUAGGCUCAGCACAACCUCCUGACAUUGCAGCAAUAAAGGCUGGUUUUAGUAGCUGUGUUUAAGCAGUCAAUUUUAAAUGAGUAAUUGCUCUUAGAUUAAGCUAUAGUACAAGGGAAUGAUUGAUACCACAUUAUGAGCACUUUUUGCAUAUUGCUUGUUACUAGUGCUCUCUUAUGGAAAUGUUGAGCUAGCCUAAUUUGAAAUACUGAAAAACCUCUAGUACAAAAGCUGUUACUAUGCUUGCUUAGGACCCGUCUCUACACAUCUGAAAGCUACUUUUCCAUGUUCUGGGAAUAUGCCCUUCUAGAGCAUGAGCGAUGGGGAAAAUUUAUGCCCCCAGUGCAGCCCAGCCUGACGCUUCUCGCUGUGGGUGUUGGUUCUUCUGACGCCCAGGAGAGAAGCUCUGGGCUAGGCGGCUGUAUGGGGACGGCUGCUUCAAGCCCCCUCAAAAAUCCAUGCCCAGGGCCAUAGCCCCUCUGGCACCCCCCCACACUACACCCCUGCAAUCCAGCAAGGCAGAAGAACCCAGUUUCCCCCAGUGCCAAACCAAAACCUAAGCUGCCAUCCUGCAGCCACUUACCUGGGAAUAUGCCCUGGGAGACUGUCUUCUGGGUGGACAUGUAUAGCAUUGCGCUGUAAGUUAAUUAUACAAUAAAUUCUUAAUAAAAGACUGUACUUUCCCUCCUGUAGAGCAAUAUAUACCCACCAGAAAAAUGCCUCCUUGCUGCUAAGAAAAACGGAAGGAGAAAUUAUGAAGCUGCCAAGGACUAGAAAAUAAGAGUAAACUAGGAACAGUGCAAUAAGGGAUGGGCGUGUUGGAUUCUCUUUGGGAUCCCAUGGAUUCCUAUUUCCUUGUAUCCAAACAACUCACUUUUCAAUCAUAGCAAUUAUUCACCCAUUGGCUAAAAGCACUGGUAGGCAGGAGCAGCCAGGCUGUCUUAUUUCACAUAAAUUUCUUAGGGUAUCUACAUGUUUUGCUUCAUCACUUUCUAAGAGGGCUAUAGACUUAUUUUUUGUCUUAAAAAGAAAGCUCAGCCUUUUGGUUAUGUGCCUGGGAGCACAAAUGAUGACCUCCAUAUUUGCAAGCCUUGAUGUUGCCUAACAAAAUAACAUGCACAUGGAAACCAGUGCUAUUGUGCAGAAUGGGUGUUACAGCAACUGCUCUGGUUAACAUUUCGCACCAGUGUAGUUUCAAGAUACUCUUCAAAGGCAGCCUCAAAUAGAAUGAAUUGAUUGGAGGGGGUGUCUUUAGGUAAGAGUCAAAGAGCUAAGUGCAUGGUGUAUGGAUUCUGCCUUCUGGAGGAAAGUUAAAGGUUUGGGUCGAUGCACUUCUAGGUGAGAGAUGGUGUCAGGUAUUGAUGGGGCUGUGGGAAUUUUUGGGGACUGUUAACACUACUUUGCAUUCUGUCAUCCACCUUUGCUUCCAGAUGUGAUGCCAGCAUUGCAAAACUCUCUGGAGAUAUAAAUAUCAUCAGGCAUGAGAUCUCAAAACAAGAGAAAGAAAUUCAUGCGAUCAAGUCUACUGUAGAAAAUUAUGCUAAUAAUUUGGAGUUGAAGGUGAGUGAAUCUGAAUGUUUGUUAUUCAAAUCUUUAAGGCGUGUCAGACAUUGCCCCAGUUCCCCAUUUGAUUCCAAACUACUGACUGACCUUAGUGAAAGACGGAGGCUGAGUUCGAACUAUAAUUAAAUGUACCAUGAAUGAGUUACAGAAAGCCUUGGCUUACAUGGUCUCCCAUUUUGCUUCUUCUGUUGAGCAGUUUGGAAGCAAUUACUACCAUCUUUGCUUAAUGACAGCUUGUAUCAUCUAAACAGACAAACUGUGGUUAGUGUUACCUAUGGUUUGUUUAAAAGAAUCCAUAAUAAAUAGUGAGAGGUAGUACUUCUUCAGUACUGAAAACUAAACACUGUACAAAGGUGUGUAAAAAUAUUAACAUUAAUAGAAUGGUUUUGUAAGUUUUUUCCAGGUUUGUUUUUUUUAAAAAAAGAUUGAAACCCCAAAAUAAUUUUAGAUUUAAUCUUACAGGAGCCCGAUUUUCAGUGUUUUGUGCAUUUGAGGCUCAUGCUUGAGGGCAAAAGCUCAGUCUGGGAAUGUCUAUAUUAAUAGGACAAAAUUGUUUGUGAGCAAAGAGAAGAAGCAAUUUGCCCUUCCAGCCAGCAUAUAAAUUAAGCUUUAGGAAAAGGUUUUGUGGCGACACAACCUGAAAGAAAGAACUUUGGGAGAACAGUGCUCUGUUUUAUUAAUCCUAUAAUUUACAUAAGUGUCCUAAAAUUAUGUAAAAACCUUAUUUAUAUACUUCUGUUUGGUGUUUUGAUUUACCUAUCUGUGAAUCCCUUCAGAGACACUUAAUAAAGACCUUUGAUAAACAAAAGAAUGUAAGAAUCAUACCAAAAAAAGAAAGAAAGAAAAGUUGUGUAAGCCUGUCAGGAAACCCUAUCUGUAAAUCUCAGAUAUGUGAAAUCUGGGUGCGGUUAGCAAGUGAUGAAGACAGAGCAUUUUGUUGUUCACUUCAGUUCCACAGCAGCUCUCUCGCAAACAAGCUGGCACUCAGGAACUGAAAUUUACCGCCCUUUGCAACAGAAAAACAUCAACAAGCAAGGAACUUGCCGAGGAGAUUCGUAAUUCAUUUUAAAACUUUAAAGGGAACCUUACUACUAACCUGCUCUUAGGCAUUCAGGGCCUUACAGAAAGGAGGCAAAAAGGCAGCAUCCAAACUGUUCUGAGGUAAUGAGCUAGCUGCCCAUAAAGGUGACUGCUGCCAGCCUCAACUCUGCCACUGAGCAUGUGCAGACUUAUUAAAGUAAUAGACAACAGUGGAUUACACUGUCAUAUCUAUAAGGAGAUUGGCUAUUGCUUGCUAGCUUUACCUUUUUUGACAUAUAUAGGCCUGUAACCCCAAAACAGUGUCAGCACCAGGCACCCUCAGGCAUUAGACAGGGCCCACCACUGCUGGUGCCUCCCCUGGAUUCCCAGCCAACUUACUGAGUGAUAGACAGCCAAAAGCUUCCCACAGAGCCCUGGAGCAUUAACAAUCGUAUCACUCAAGGGAAUUGUGAGAAAUUAAUAGUAGUUGGUUUAGCCAUUCACCAGUUACCAGGUAAACCCACAUUCAUGGUGGCCUCCCAACAUAGGAGUGUGGGGGGGGUCCAUAGAGGGAACUCUACCAAUAGCCCCCUUACACCUGGAGUCAGUCUCCUUCACUAGAGGAUUUUAAGCAGAGGUUGGGUGGCCAUCUGUCUUUAGUUGAGAUUCCUGCAUUCCAGGGGGUUGCACUAAGUGACCUUCUAGGUCCCUUUCAACUCUAUAGUUCUGUCAUUCUUUGACAAGUAUGUAAGAUAAAGACUGUUGAUGUACCCUCAUUGUAAGAACUUUUUAAACUGCAUACUUUUUGAAGGUAUCUGAUCUAACAUGAAUGUUCAGAUGUUUGCAGUACUAAUAGAAAAUAAGCUACCCAUGUAUAUUGCUACAUAUGAUAUUCAUGGCUUCUCAGUUUUGGAGAUUGAGCCCUGCUCUAUUAAAGACCAAAGCUAUUAUUUAGCAGGCAUUAGAUGGCUGGUCUUUUCUUUUGCUUCAGUAUUGCCUUCAUUCUUCAUAGUAUAGUAGCCACACUUUAUUUCCCAAUCUCCUGUAUUCCUUACUGACAGUUUACUGUCUUUCUCAAAGGACAGGUAUUCUUGAGAGGGUGCGAGUGGAAAUAUUUCACCGGAAAAAUGUGGCCAGAGGCAUGUUUCAAAUCUGUCUUCCUCUUGGCAGAAAAUGAUGCUUCCACAAUCCAAGUAAAAUAGAAUAAAUGCACGUCAUGAAUCACAUAUACCAGAAUACCAAAAAAUGUAAAAACAAAGUUAGUCUUUUCCUAUUGAGAGACAUCAAGCAGGGGAAAAUGACAAAUAAAAGCUCAACAGGAAAAGGUGGUGGGGUGUGUGUGCCCAGAGCUUAGCCACACAUCCAGAAAUAAUCACGAUACAGCCCUCCCUGGAUUACACGUAAGAUCAGAAUGCAAAACAGAGCAUCAACAGCUAACACUAAAAAUCUCACACCACUUUGUCCCUUCAAGAGUACUAAACUGGCUUUGUUCAUUGAUGGCCUGCAGUCAGUUGUAGUGCAGUUGUACCUCAGGAUACAUUUCCCAAAUAUAAAACUGAUUUUUCCUCAAUCUUAUCUAAGCACCCUUAUGUACUCUUCAACUCUAUCAUGACCCUAACAUUUUAGUCAGUUAUAACUGCUCCUGAAAGCCACACUGAAUUCACUGGGUUUUAAGAGUUGUCGAUACACAUAAUUCAAUCAGCGAAAUUCUGGCGGAUACUAAAUUAUUUUGUACCAGUUGAUGGCAAGCCUUUAUUACUGAGUUAAAUUAAUUCUGAGAAAAGCUUUUAAGAAUGGGCCUGUCGGAAAUUCUGGCUUUUCCCACUCACUGCAGCAAUAAUGUGUGUUUAAUGUAAGUGCUGGAAUUCUGCCUUAUAAAGAGUGUUCCCUGUUGAAUUCUUAUUAGGUAAUGCAGCUUUUAGGCAAGAUAGACACUUCAAACUCAGAGCAAAACUCAAAUUUGAAGGCAAUACAAGGAAAUCAACAUCAUGAAUUGCAGCUCCUGGAUCUCAAGUAGGUGGUGAAAGCUUUUUAACUUUAUUAACACACCUAGUUUAGGCCAAUGGAAUUUUUUUGAGGGAGCAAAACAGAACCAUUUAUUUACAUGCUUUUGGGAAUCCUGACAAACUAGUGAGAAAACUUCGAUAGAAACCUAACAAUAUUGGUCGCAGAGUAAAUUGCCAAAGUGAUACUCUUGCCCCUCAAAAAGCAAAGGAAGAAUUGCACUUUCCCCCUUUAUUGUAAUCGUUUAUUAUGAACCAUAGCCCAGAGAUUAUGCAUGUGCAAAGAUGUUUGCACCUUGUUUCCUUGCAUUUAUAAAUCUUUUUGUAUAGAAAUCUAGCACAUCCAUGAGAAAGAAUUCCGCCAAGCCCCCUUCUUGAUGGUUUAGUUUUUUUGUGUGCAAGUGUUUUCUUUGUUUUGCUUUGUGUUGUUUUAAUGUGGUGAAGUAUUCAGAAAAGUAACAAUAGCUUUGCUUACUGGAGACAUUAAUGCCAAAAGUCUUUUUACGAGGGGUGGGGACGCAUUAUGAGGCUCAAGGUUUAUUUUUUGCAACCUACCCCUUUCAACUUUUCACUGCACACUAAGGUCUCUCUACACAGGACUUCUGGUUUUCUCUGCCAAUUUCUUAAUUUUUCUGUGACUCUUUUUCUAUAUAUAACUAAUUCAAAACUUAACUACAUGAGUCAUGCAAAAUCACAUAGGUUCAGAGCUAUGAGUGAAACAUGGCCUUGAGUCACUUCACCAAUUAUUGCUGAUGUUAUGUAUGUAGGUACACACUCCCACAGAGACACUCCCAUUUCUGGCUCAUGGCUUUGUCACUGUUGUUCAUAUCAAGGCGUCUCGUCUUUUACUUUCAGGAUGGUCUAACUAGGCCUGUGUUUCAGAUCCUCAGGCUACGCUUUGGAGAUUUCGUAUUCUCAACCAGUUCUGUUUCUCAGUAUUAUUCUGGCCUUUUAUACUCCCGCCCACCUGUUGCAUAGCUGGAUGUUAGAUUCACCUUUUUUCUUUUUAAGUCUUUGGGUUUUCUAGCUCAGAAAUUGUGUUCCUAAGCUAAUAUAUUAUACUGAAAAAUGAGUGGAAUCAAAUGACUCAAAUGUCAGGUUUUUGGUUUUUUUAGUUGCUUCUUAUUUGGGAAUACCCUUGGGUCCAAGUAUUACGCUGAUAUCUACUGUACACCCUUGAGCAGAAAGUCAGGAAUUUCAUCUCACAUACAGAACUUUACAAAACUUGGAAGUAUAUGGAACAAAUUCAAAAUAUAUCUCAAAUGUGAUUCUGUGGUGACUAUAUUUACUUGAUUGAUUGAUGCUGCCACACAUGAAAGUUGGCUGCCUUGAGAAAGUUAUAUUUAGCAGACACAAAAUUAGACAAUAUAAAACGGCCUGUGUGAGAUAUAGCUUAGUAAUGUUCCAGCCACCUUAAAAGGUAAAUGUUGAGUGUGUCUUUUUGACAGACAGAGAUAGGGAGGUCUCCAAAUUUAACUGGAUAUAGUUAUCGUACUGUGUUGCAUGAAUAUUCACUAAUGGUAUCUUUAAAUGCUAGGAUAAAUGGUGUUUUAAAUGACUUUAAGGAUCAAAUCCAAAACCAGCGGAAGUGGAUAGAAAAUGAGUUGAGGAGAUCUGAGCAAGAGCAGGCCUCUCUCAUAAAUCAGUGUCUUUAUUCAGUGAAAGAAAGAUUGGUAAGUAUACUUAGAAUUAUUACUUCUAAUGGAUGUUACAGUGAACCUAGGAAGACUUACUUACCUAGACCUUGUGAAAGUACCUGUAAUUAAGGAUUUUCCAGGAAGGAAUACAAACUGAGAUCAGCUUAAAUACUUUCAGGGCACACAUAGGAGGAAUAGUGCCCCUUUAAGCAAUGGGAACUGGGGAGAGCAGGGACAACUCAGGCAAAGAGAAAAUUGGGAGAGAGUUCCCUUAGGAUAAACUGAGAAGGGAAAAUGGGCACAGAAGCAAAGCAAAUGCACAUGAAAGGAAUAUGAGUAUAAGGGGGUCAAAUAUUACUAUCAGAGAUAUUCGGCAAUCUUUUAGCCCUUGUGCUCAACAUAGUGCUGUCAAGUGGUAAAAUACUACUUUUAUGAAAUGGAAAAUAUAGAAAGCAUGCAUCAUAAAAAAUAAAAUUACCUUCCACAAUGGGUAUCAUACUUUGCAUCAUAAGCAAAAUCUUAACACAGUGGCUUCAAUAAGCCUCCCAUGGAUGGCAAAGUGCCUACUUUUCAAUGAGCGACAUUCUAAAUUAGUUUAGUUUCUUGGCAGUAGAAGAGUUCCUGGCUCCAUGCAAGCACUUAAGUUGAGUGUUUAGCUUCAGGAAAUCCUUAUUCCAGGAUUAGGGCUCUCAGUGUUUAUCUGAAUUAAAUGUCUCACACAAAAUUCUGGAUGCAGCUGGAAAGAUUCAUUUCAUUAAGUCACAUCACAGGAGUGAGAAAUCCAGUUCUUAUAUACAAGAGUCUGAAAUCUAAGUAACUGCUAAGCCUAAAUUAUUGACAUUACAUAGCAAGUUUAAAAUGUCACAUUUCCUAUAUUAAAACAUCAAGGUCAAUGUUGGCAACCUCAAAAAUAUCAAGUGCUGGAUUGCUUUGAAUUUUCAAGGAAGAAACUGUCUCCUUCCUUUAACAGGGCAGGUACUGGGAGGGCCAUUCUCUUAAUAAUCAUUAUUGCCAUAAUAACAAGUACAGAGUGAACAUUCCUUUGGCCAUAGUUAAUUCACGGCUGAUGGGAGAGGAUAAUGGAGAUAUCUAGAGUACCACAAUGAGAGGAUGACUGGAUCUUUCAUUUCAGCUGCCCCAAGUAGAUAUUCAAAGACUUUCUUGGAUUGCUGCAACCACUAUUAACAUUUCACAUUCCUAUUUGUUAACUGAGCAAAGGCAACAAGAAAUAUAUAAAUGAGCAAGAUGCUCAUUAAGUGGUUGAGCAUUGUCUAAGUAUAGCUGCUUGCUAUUUCAAAAUGUGUCCUUAACAUGCUCCAUGAUGCAGUUUUACAUUUUUUAUUUGCAUUUAUAUCUCACCUUUCUUGCAAGAGGCUCAAGGUGGCAUACAUUGUUUCCAUGUCCUUUUUCUCCACAAAUCAAUUUUAUUCCCACAAGAGCCCUGUGAGUUAGGUUAGGCUGUAGGAUAGUGAGCGGUCCCAAGGUUGUCCCAGGGAGCAUAAUGGCAAUUAAAAGACCUGCCUCCCCAGUCUUAGAACAACAUUAUAUAACUAUUACUCCACCCUGUCUCAUAUUAGCUCAACACAAGUUCUUGGCCACUGCCUGAAAGUGACACUUCCCCAUAUAAUUGAGGCAGGUGCCUAUCUGUUUAUUUGUUUUGUUCUAAGGCAUAUUGGUGGAACAGAAAUGGAGGAAAAUAAAAUGGAAGAUUCCUCUCAGUAAAAGGACAAAAAACCACAGCUAUCUAACAUAGAGCUGAGCCAGCUGAAAAUUUUAUCAAAUUUGUGCAGUAAAAAAAAUAAAAUGAUAAAAUUAGACAGACCCUGGCCUACUAGGAUUAAAAACUGAAAUAAAAAUGUGUUGUGUCCAACAUUAGUAACCACUGUACCAUAUAUAUGGCUAAGUUAUAUCCAUUCACUUAAAUGGAUCUACUCAAAUAAUUUUUUUAUUUAUACCCUGUCCACCUGGCUGGGUUGCCCCAGCCACUCUGGGCGGCUUACAGCUUAUCUAAGUAAGGCUGAUGUAGAAUAGAAUUCUAUUGCCAUAAUGUUGGAUAGAACUCUAUUGGCAUCCAUCUGUCUUGAGACAACGGAGUGCACCUCUGGGUGAAGUCAAACUGCUGCAUUAGCAGCACCGAAGUGGUCUCCUCGGGGUUGCACAUGGGCAGUGUGUACGGAGGUCCUGGGCUGCCCAGACAAGAAGACCCUCCUUUCAGUCUCGCUGAUGUGGCCCAAAGGAAAGCAGAGUGAUAUAUUUGGCACCAGUUUGGCUGCAGGUGUUGCCGGAAGGAGGCGUACAAGGGGCCAUUCAACCGCCUUAGCGACUGCAUUCACUCCUUAGCCUUUUCUUCUCCCAAAGAUAUCCCACAAAGCAGAUGUUUAGGGUCAAGGUUUACCUUCUCCUAGAUCAGGCAUAGGCAAACUUGGCCCUCCAGAUGUUUUGGGACUACAACUCCCAUGAUCCCUAGUUAACAGGACCAGUGGUCAGGGAUGAUGAGAAUUGUAGCCCCAAAACAUCUGGAGGACCAGAGUUUGCCUAUGCCUGUCCUAGAUGGGCUACCUUCCCAGGUUGAUGAAUCCCAUCUGCCCCUUACUUCCCUCUACAGCACAUGCAGAAACUGCUUCCUUGACUGUUGGACUCAAUAUUGGUCUCAUCUCCUCAAUCCCACCAGAGCCUGUCUUUGCAUGUAAGGGAAGCCCCUAACUCACCAAGGGUUUGAGAGCCAUCGGCUACCCUCACCUGGUUUAGCCAACCAGUCAAAGCCAUUCCUGGGAUGUGGCUGCUGUCUCAUGCUGACAGCUUCUAGGAGCCACAGAUGAGAGUCAAGUGCAGGGUGGAAACUGAGUGGACAAGCUACACUAGAAGGAGCACAGUGCCCCCCUCAUCAGAGGUACUAUUUCCUCCCCUAACACCCCAAACAUAAUCCUGAAAAUUUAAAAUAUUUAUAAAUAGUCUCUAUGGGAAAGAAUAGGUAACUCGGAUGCAGUUUUGUGGGAGGCAGUAAAAACGGUUCCAAAUUCUGUAAUUAUAUUGAUUUAUCAUAAAUCUUUAUUUUAAAAGGACACAGUGGAAAAGAAAACGGAUGAUAGUUAUUAUUUCCUUUGCAAAAGAAUAGAAAGCACUGAUAAAACAGAGCAAUUUAACGCAGAGCUGAACCAAGUGAAAAAUGACCAAAGUAAGCUUCAUGCAAGGAUUGCUAGAUUUGAAAAACUGAUGUGGCAUGAGCUGGAGGAAAUCCAAAGUGAAUAUAGAUCAGGUAAGAUUUUUGGUGGGUUUCUUUAAGGAAAUGCAUAGAGAAACCUAUUAAGUCCUCGCCUUACCCUCUAAUCAGGUAUACUUACCAAACUACACCAGAAAUUUCGUAUUUCUGUGUGCUGUUCAUAACGCCCUCAUAGCUCGGUGAAGGAUGUUUCUGUCAGUAAUGUCAAAAUCAAGCCACUGCAUAUUGUUCUGACAAUAACUGAAAUCCACAAUAAUGAAACAUAAAUCUGCUAACUAUUUCUGGGCCUUUCCCCCCAAGUCACACCAGUCGGGGGUACCCAUAGGCUAUAAGGUGCAUUUUAGACAUCACAUUUACUGUGAGACAAAGCAAGUAGUAAAUGACCUUAUCUGUGGGUGGAUCAUUAUUUCCAGUAACAAUCUCAUGAUGGCUGUGAGCACAUUGGCCAUUGGGCAGUUGUAGCUGUAGCUGUAGCAGCAGCAGCAGCAGCAGCAGCAGCAGCAGCAGCAGCAGCAGCAGCAGCCUUGGUUGCCCACAAAAAUGCAUCCCUGUGAAUAACCAGGAAGGGUUACAAGAAUUCUCCUGUAAUUACGAGCCUGCUCAUUUGGGGAACGACUUCAAGAACCAAUUCUUAUCAGAUGAACUCACCUCUGGUUAAUGGAGGAAAACCAACAAGCCCACAGCAAAUUCCCUGGGUUCCAUCCUAGUAAAAUGUUGUGUUUGCAUACUCAGGUGUUUGCCUGUGACCCAGUGAGGGGCCAACCAUAAAUAAGACCCAGGGCAUUGGUACUGGGUUGAACUAGGCCACAACUUUAUUGAUUACAGAUUUAAGUAGGUUUUGGCCAAAGCACUGGGUAUGUAUCCAGAAUCAAGCAGCCCAACUGCUGGUUGGUAAGUAUGGUGGGACUCAAAUCUGAUUGGGGGCCACCCCGACACACAUCAGGUGAUACAACCCUGCCAGGGCGGCCAUGGGGAAGGGUGCAGUGGGUCCCUUAUGUUUCCAUGAGUGAGCAUUCCGACUGGGCUCCACAUCAGUGCAAGCAGCUGCUGUGCUCAAGCAUGAAAAUGGUUAAAGCUCUCCUAUUCAAUGAACAGCUCCUGACACCCCACAAAAAGCCUUCUCUUAAAGUUUGGGGUUUUCCAGAGUGUGGUAUCACAUAACACAGCAGUAGCUGGCAUGCUGCCUUCCAGAUGCUUUGGACUCCCGCCUCCCACCAGUGAGUCCUUUCUAUUGGCUAUGCUGGCCUGGGCUAAUGGGAGUUCAAAGAAUUGUAGAGUUGGGAAGGAGGGUCAUGUAGUCUUACCCCCUGAAAUGCAGGAAUCUGAACUGAAGCAUCCAUGACAGAUGACCAUCCAACUGCUGCCUUUAAAACUCCAAUGAAGGAGAGUCCAGAACCUCCCAAGGGAGUCUGAAACAUCUGAGGUGGGGAACCAUAUUGGCUACUCCUUCCCCUAAAUUUGCACUUUUGCUCAUAGCACCUAAGAAAAAUUAAGUAGGGUGAUAUCCUCCAGCAAAGAGUUUGAAAGUAAUUAUUAUUGCACUUUCAUGGGAAGAGAAGAAACUGAUUUAAUUCAGCAAACUUUAGCACAGGUAGUAUGUAGGUAAAGGGUUGUUCAGUAGCGUUUAUAAAAAGAAAAAAGUGUUAUUAAAACGAGUUUUUGUCACCCUAACCAUGCCUGCUAUUUACCAGGAUUUCAGUCAAUCCGUGACUCGCUCAAUGCACUUAAACAAAUACAGACAGCAAAGCUUAAACUUGAAGAAGAAAAGUUCAAACAAGACAUGAAAAAGAUACGGCGGAAGAUAACUGAAAUUCAAGAAGACUGAUCAUACUUCUUAAAACAUUUGCAUUUAGUCCAUCUUGGGAAAGUGUGUAAGAGAUUGCAAAAAAUAAGCUCAAGAAUUCUACUAUAUCAAGCUUGUUUUCUUAUGUCUCCCUAGGAGAUUAGUAUUGUAUAUUCAUGUUGCAAUGUCUAUAAUAGAUUUAAGUCAAAUCAUCUGAAUCAUAUUCCUACAUUAGAAUUUAUAUUUUGGAAAGAAAUAAAAUAUAAGGGCUGUCAGU
This is a messenger RNA of Podarcis lilfordi (Lilford's wall lizard), 30154 nucleotides long. Lineage: Eukaryota; Metazoa; Chordata; Lepidosauria; Squamata; Lacertidae. The record is from the annotation of a GenBank genome assembly.